Molecule: messenger RNA, 1878 nt
Organism: Syngnathus typhle (broad-nosed pipefish)
Lineage: Eukaryota; Metazoa; Chordata; Actinopteri; Syngnathiformes; Syngnathidae
Gene: drc3
Product: dynein regulatory complex subunit 3
Exons: 13
Coding region: 138-1724 (528 amino acids)
Molecular function (GO): protein binding
Source: RefSeq, a predicted model, not a curated record
GAAUGCAGCACCCAGUUGCUACGCAACAACCCGUAAACAUUGAAGAGCUGUAGUGUAAUGUGAUUUAUUUAUUUUGACAUAUACGCAUUUUGCGUUCCCAGUUGUGGCUGAUUUGUAGCUUCUGUGCUAACGCAGUCAUGCUUUCCAGCAAGGAAACCUCCAACCUAAGCGCCGGUUACCAUGAUAAAACCCCAAUUUACAUCGAUGAGGAGAUUCUGCAGGAAGCCGUCCUGGAGCAAGGUCUCCAAGAUCAAGCUGAACUCAUUGCUAAGCAGGAGGGAAUCCUCUUUAAAGAGGCCCCCAGAUUGAGUCUGGAAUACAGAAACAUUCAGAAGAUUGACCACUUGUGGGAGUUCUCGGCGUUAACCAAGUUAAAUCUCAACAACAACUUCAUCAAGAAGAUCGAAGGAUUGGACCAUCUGGUUAACCUGACGUGGCUCAAUCUGUCAUUUAACAAAAUCAAGAAAAUUGAAGGUCUGGAUGGUCUUGUGAAGAUGGAAGUGCUGAAUUUGUCCAACAACCACAUUACUCUCAUCGAAAACAUGGACAACCUCGUGGAACUAACUGUUUUCUCCAUUGCAAACAACAAACUGCAUCAACUGAACAAUGUGGUCUAUCUGCGAAAGUUCAAGAAGCUCUUCACCCUCAAUAUAGAUGGAAAUCCGAUCCCAGAGGAGAACAAUGAAGAAAAGUACACCCUUUUCCUCGCGGCCUAUUUUCAGCAAUUGAAGUUCCUGAACAACGUUUUUCUCAACGAGGAUAUUAGGAACAGGGCGUCGGCCAAGUACAACCUUGACAUUGAGGAGAUGAACCAGGAGGAGUUACAUGCCCAACAAGCAGCGAAGGAAAAACGAAAACAGGAAGCUAUACUACAAAUGCACGAGGAUUCUUUUGUGGAGCAGUUGAAUGGAGAUUAUCUGUACAAAAACAUUAUCCAAAAUGAUACAGAGUUAAAAAAACUACAAUGCCUGCCGGGAGUGGACGAGUUGCUGGAGGCAUUCGAGCAGCAACUGGUUGACCUGUGCAACCAGCUCUUUGAAGUGGGCCUAGCCGAGUACAAGCGAAGAGACGCCGAGGUCGCCUCAUUCUUUGCUCGACUUGACGUAGACGUGACGGACAGCCAAAGCAGAGCCUCCAAAGUGUUGGCUGAUUUUCAGACGGAACAGAAGCAGAGAACAUUGGACUUACAACAGGCAGCGAAGGAUGAAAAGAAGAGCAAGAUGGACAUCUGGUUGGAAGAAAUCAAUGUUUUGUGUUACAACCUAAUGACGGUGGAGUUUCAACUCUACAGCUACCUGGAGGAAACGAUCCGAAAGUUUGACAACAACAUCUCCGAGAUGACCGGCAGUUUCAGCGAAACGGCUCAAGGCAUAUUCGUCCAGUGUCGAGAGCUGGAGGACAGCCAUCAUCAGAAGGUAACGCAAAUUGCCGUCACCACACUGGAGGUGGUGGCGAAGGGAGAAGCCGAAGAUGAUUUGCCCGAUGAUGUCCGAAUGCUGUUCUUGGACAAAAACACAGUGAUGGACACGCUGGCUGCCAGCCACGACAACCAUCUGCAGACUAUCAAUGACAGGGAGACGCAGUUGGUCACGCGAGCCGAGGCCUGGAAAGUGGCCCUCAUCAAAGGGAUUGAAGACACGGAACUGAAGAGGAACCGAAUGCGCAUCGCAGAUAUUCACAGACACGCCGACUAUUUGAGGGAACAGCUGAAAAAAUUGAUGUAGUGCAAACGCGGUGGGCUUGAAAGAAGGGGAUUACAUUGUGCCCAAAUAUGUAUUUGCUCCAUGAAAACCACUAUAUUGGCUGACGUAUUCCUUGGGUCUUUUUUUCCCUUUGCAAUGUUGUGAUAGUAAAAUUCUCACUUGAUUUGUUUCUUUA